This is a messenger RNA of Vitis vinifera (wine grape), 1167 nucleotides long. Its product is annotated as probable polygalacturonase At3g15720. The record is from RefSeq and is a predicted model, not a curated record. Gene Ontology annotation, molecular function: polygalacturonase activity. The transcript is spliced from 9 exons. Bases 1 to 1167 code for a protein of 388 amino acids. Gene Ontology annotation, biological process: carbohydrate metabolic process. Lineage: Eukaryota; Viridiplantae; Streptophyta; Magnoliopsida; Vitales; Vitaceae.
AUGGCUGCAAUGGGAACCUGCCGUUCAGUCGAUUUUAGCUUACUCCAGGGGGGUCAGACUAAUGUGAUGAAUUAUGGAGCUGUUGGAAAUGGAGCUACAGAUGAUUCCCAAGCUUUUAUGAGGGCAUGGAGGGACAUUUGUGCAGGUAAAUCAUAUCCCAACCUCGUCAUACCUGGAGGAAAGACGUUUUUGUUGAGGCCUGUGCAGUUCUACGGCCCAUGCAAACCCUCUAAAAUUUAUGUUGAAGUAUAUGGCCGUAUCGUGGCACCGAAACUUUACGACUAUGGUUCUAAUAACUUAAAUUGUUGGAUUGGCUUCUGGCAUGUGAAUGGACUCACUGUCAAAGGAAAUGGACAAAUUAAUGGCCGGGGUGCUGAGUGGUGGCAAGCUUAUACAUCUGGGAAGAUAUAUCAGAGACCUACUGCCAUGGGAUUCUAUAGUUGCAACAACCUUUUACUCCAAGGAUUAAACUUCAUAAAUAGCCAAAGAAACCAUAUCAGUGUAUCAGGCAGCAAUGGUGUUACCAUCUCCCACCUCACCAUAACUGCUCCUGAUUCAAGCCCCAACACUGAUGGCAUUGAUAUUUCCCACUCAAAAAACGUUCGAGUUUCUGACUCCACCAUUGGAACCGGUGAUGAUUGUAUCGCUUUCGGUGAUCAAACCUCCCAAGUUUUCGUCAAAGGUGUGGCAUGUGGUCCCGGUCAUGGUAUAAGUAUUGGAAGCCUGGGCGUGGGUGGAGCAAGUGCCCAGGUGGAGGAAAUACAUGUGGACAGUUGCAGCUUUAAAGGAACUCAGAAUGGAGCAAGGAUCAAGACAUGGCAGGGAGGGUCUGGAUAUGCCAGGAAGAUUACAUUCAAUAACAUUAAGCUCGAAGAUGCUGAGAAUCCCAUCAUCAUCGACCAGUAUUACUGUCCCCAUUCAGUAUGCCAGACUACGACAUCUGCAGUCCAAAUAAGCGAUGUAUCAUUUACUGGAUUUUUGGGAACAUCUGCAACAGAUAAUGCCAUCAAGCUAAGCUGCAGUGAAACUGUGGGUUGCACCAACAUUUCACUGGACUACAUCAACAUAAAAUUAGCAUCUGGGAAUGGAAAUACUUACUCCUCCUGUAUCAAUGCUCAUGGAACAGCUCAUAACACAUUUCCUUCUCUGUUGUGUUUAAAAAACUAG